Messenger RNA from Micromonas commoda, 970 nucleotides. RefSeq lists its product with no specific name. NCBI's taxonomy places the organism in Eukaryota, Viridiplantae, Chlorophyta, Mamiellophyceae, Mamiellales, Mamiellaceae. The transcript has 2 exons. The coding region runs from base 49 to 849 and encodes 266 amino acids. The record is from RefSeq and is a predicted model, not a curated record. Gene Ontology annotation, molecular function: calcium ion binding.
CGCCCGCCCUCCCGCCACCUGUCUGGAAUACCCUUCCCAACGACAAAAAUGGCUCCCAAGGACGUUUUCGCUAUGAAAAUCUCCGAUUUCCCCGAGUCGCUCCGCCCCAUCCUCGAGGAGAUCGACAACGAGGGUGACGGCAUGCUGGAGAUCGACGAGAUAACCGAGAUUUUCCAAAUGUUCGCGGCGCAAAAGAGGGCAGCCAAAGAUGGGGAAAUCGCGUUGUGCACACUUCCCAAGGAACUGCGUCCCACGCUCGCAGUGUUCGACGUCGACGGCGACGGCACCGUAUCCGGAACAGAGCUCGCCAUCGCAGCCAAGCUUUACCACGAGAGCAAGAAACAGAACAAGAGGCUGAUGAAAGCCGUCGCGCUCCUCCUCUUCGUCCUCCUCGGGCUGGUCGGCGCAAUCGUCGGUCUCACUGCAACAGUAAUUGAAGCCUCCAAGGAGACAAAGACUGACGCUUCGGGCAUCACCCGCGUGGCCGGAAGCGACGUGCCCGCCUCGAGCGGGUCGAUCAUCGUUCAGAACUCGCUUCACGACUCGUACGCCCUCGAUUAUACCGCGCUCGACGCCACCAAAAGCCUCUACCUCCAGAACGCCGACGGCACUGCGGAGUACUCGUACACAAUCACUGGUUGGACGAAGGACACCAACGCCAAGAAUGUCGUCUUCUACUCGGCCCGAGGCGACACCAUCGCCGUUGAUGAACUCGGCGACAUUAUUGUCAAGGACAGCUCAGACAGCGAGUUGCUCGCCAUCCCAAAGAAUGGUCGUAAGCUGACUGGCUUUUUCUCUGCGUUGAUGACGUCGGGCAGUUUCAUGAUGAUGCAGGCCGGGGCCUUCUGAGCGACGGGUUUCCCUGGGCGCCAUCAGCGGAACGUUUCAAAUUUGGGCUGUCGACAUCCCUAUUUAGCUCCCUUGUUUUCUAACGUCUACUGUGAUGUAAAAAAAUAUGUUGUGUACACUU